CGGUGGGUACGGACACAAAGAUCUUCCUAGAUCAACGUGGGACGGAUGUUGUAAGUUGCCGAUUGGAAAUUCUUACAUGUUGGAAGAGAUUGGAGAGCGAUUUCGAGGAGCUUCGACUGAAACAUUCUCGAAAAUAAGCGUCUUUUCUAUACACACCUAUGAGAACCGGAUUGAAUUGUGGAGAAUGCAUGUUCCGUCUUGCGGAGUCCUACAAUACGAACGGACACAUAAGACAGUCGUUCCUACCUGCUUUGAGGAGGAGCGAAAAUGCAUCUUUGAUUUUGUUAUUGUCUUGUGGGAUCUCAAGUGUUGGUUGCUGGAAGUUGCCGAAGUCAUUUAUAAACUACAAGAAGAACACAACGAUUCGGAUACGAAUGUGUCCAAUCUUUCUGCCUGUCCUAAAAAAAUCUUGCCUGAAGUAAAUGCAUCAUCUACACCUCAAAUCACUCCAGCUAAAGCAGAUAAUAAUGAUCUCACAGAUCUUAAGGAGGAAGAUUUCUGUGGUGGUGAAGUA
Funneliformis mosseae is the source of this 514-nucleotide messenger RNA. Lineage: Eukaryota; Fungi; Glomeromycota; Glomeromycetes; Glomerales; Glomeraceae. The record is from the annotation of a GenBank genome assembly.